AUAUAUACUCAAGAUCACCAGGACUACAGCAGCCCUUCUUGGGUCAUGUGAUCCCAGCAUGGGAGAGAGACUCCCAGAGGGGUUGCUGCACUGUGUAUUAUGGAUGUUUGUGUGUUUGCAUAGCGGAGAUAGGAUAAUCAUUUUAAUGCAAAAAAAAAACCUUACAGGCAUAUGUGGUUUACAGGCACUUUCUAUUUUACGAAUAGCUUGUCGUUAGAAUUUGUUGAUGCAUUAUAAAAUAAGGUGAGAUCAGCUCACUUUGUAGAAGCUCCUCCUCCUGUGAAUUUUGACCCUGAUACCUCAGGGUCUCCAUUCAACAGCUGGCAGCCAUGUUGUUCCUAAGGCAACCCAAAGCUUACCCUCAUUGGGCUCGUAAAAGAACAGAGCGUGAAACAGAAAGACAGGGGGGAUCACCUGGUCUGACAGUACUUGUAUGUCUGUCUGUGUGCAGCAUGGGUUAUGACGUGGAGCGUUUUGUGGGCUACGUGAACGAAGGUUUGCUGUGCUGUGUGUGUCGUGACGUGUUGGAGGAUCCUCUGCAGGCUCCAUGUGAGCAUGCUUUCUGCAGUACCUGCAUUCAUGCCUGGCUUGUGAACCAUCAGAACUGCCCUGAGGAUCGGCUCCCCCUUAGCAUCGCAAACCUGCGGCCGCUCUAUAGAUACAUGCGGAAUGACUUGGCAAGGCUCCAGGUGAAGUGUAUGUAUCGCUCACAAGGAUGUGAGAUCAUCUGUGCGCUGGAGUCCAUACAUCGGCAUGAGGAACAGUGUGACUUUGCUCUGUUUAAUUGUAGCAACGGUGGUGAGGAGUACUUGUGUUACCGCUGUGGUUGUCCAGUGCAAGUGUCUCAGCAUUCUCUGGAAGCACACUUGUGUGUGUGUGAGUAUCGCAACAGAGUGUGUGCAAGUGGGUGCGGAUACACACUAUCAAACACAGACGAGGCUCAGCACAACUGCAUCUCUGAACUCCGAGCUGAGCUGGACUUGCUGAGGACUGAAAUGGAUUGUAAGGUUGAGGAAGUGAGACGUGAGAUGGAGUCCCGGCUGGAUUCUCAGAGGAGACACAUGGUACAAAAGGAGAGCCUACUAAAAAACGAGGUGGAUGAGCUCAAGGGAAAGCUGUCCCGUGUGGUGUCUGACGUGUGUGCAUUAUUGGGAGCAGAGCGAACUCGCAGGCAAGAGCUGGAGAGGGCAGAGCUUGAGAAAGCAGAGCUUCUGGAACGUCUGAAGAAUGAGGUUCUUAAACCAGGCACAGCCACUCAAACAGCCAUGCGUCAUGAUGAGGAGCAUCGCAAGCAAAACCCACAUAGCCUAACAUUAGACUGCCUCAAGAAGAAGAGCAGAGACGUCACGGUUCUCUGAAAACCAGCACACACCACUGCAUAACUGUUCAUGGGCCUGCUAACUGCCA
Molecule: messenger RNA, 1407 nt
Organism: Pangasianodon hypophthalmus (striped catfish)
Lineage: Eukaryota; Metazoa; Chordata; Actinopteri; Siluriformes; Pangasiidae
Gene: rnf41l
Product: ring finger protein 41, like
Exons: 7
Coding region: 330-1358 (342 amino acids)
Biological process (GO): regulation of canonical NF-kappaB signal transduction; positive regulation of JNK cascade; tumor necrosis factor-mediated signaling pathway
Cellular component (GO): plasma membrane signaling receptor complex
Molecular function (GO): zinc ion binding
Source: RefSeq, a predicted model, not a curated record